Trichobilharzia szidati is the source of this 714-nucleotide messenger RNA. NCBI's taxonomy places the organism in Eukaryota, Metazoa, Platyhelminthes, Trematoda, Strigeidida, Schistosomatidae. The record is from the annotation of a GenBank genome assembly.
GAACAGACUACACUGCAAUAAAACUUUGACUCAUCAUUGAUAACGACACAAUUACUCAACAAUUCAUUGAUAUGAACAUUUUUGUGUAACGUUGUAAACUCUUGUAUUUUGCAUAAUUCAACUCACUUAUGUACAUGUAGCAUUAGUUGUCUGUUGUUGCACAUAAUGCAGACGCAUUGUUAUUAUAGUGGUUCACAUGUUAAUUCCAUGAAACUAACCAAUCUUUGAUGAGUUUACUGGUUACACUGGUGAUACACAGGCAAACAAGGGUAAGAAAUGAAACCUUACUGUUCACAUGUUUGAAGUUAUUUUACUAAAAUAGACCUUGUUAUCUUUAGGGUCAUUUUCAACGGAGACACUAUUUAACUCGUUGUUCAUCACAUAAAGAAAGUCAAAUAGCCUAAAGCAAUCCUUUCACAAUAAAUUUCUAAAAGAAACAAGCGCAUGGAUUGUAAAAAGGCGGUGGUAAAAAAUGCUGAUAUGCCAGAUGAAAUGCAACAGUAUGCUGUAGAUACAGCUGCACAAGCAAUGCAUGAAUUCAAUAUUGAAAAAGAUAUUGCAAGUAGUGUAAAGAAGGAAUUUGACAAAAAAUAUGGUCCAACAUGGCAUUGUAUUGUGGGACGAAAUUUUGGAAGCUACGUAACACAUGAAACGAACCACUUCAUUUAUUUCUACCUUCAAAAUGUUGCCAUAUUACUGUUUAAAUCUGGAUAA